AUGAAAUUUGGUAAUUUUUUGGAGGAAAGGAAGAGACACUUACCUUCUCCGUACGCUGACUAUUGUAUCGACUACAAUCAAUUGAAAGGCUUUUUGAAAAGCAAUGUUUUGCCACAUUCUAUCAAAUCGUCCUCUACUACAGAUGUUGAACAGAAGCGUUCUUUUGCCGAUAUUGUCUCUGAUCGACUGACUCAGCUUAACUCAUGUCUAGUCACGUUCAUCCAGCAACUUGAAGUCGAAGUUAGCAAAGUAUGUCAUUGGUUCGAUGUUGAAUCAGCCCGUAUCAUUAAGGAAGGGCACAAGGUCAAUGAGAAUGUCAUUGUGUUAUUGCCUGAAUCAGAAGCAGUUGCCCACCUCAGACAGAUCAUCAUCUUGGAGCGUUUUGUAUUUCUCAACUACACUGCCAUUACAAAAAUUUUAAAAAAGAGUGAUCGGCACUCUGGCUUAGCUCUUUCAGAGCCAUAUUUACAACGUGUUGCUCAACUUUCUUUUGUUAAAGCGAAUGCACUUAAUCAAUUCAAAAAGUUGAUUAUGAGUCAAAUCCAGCAACAACACCAAUAUACAGAGGGUGUUAAGGAUGUACUACCGCCACCUUCAACUCGACCUGUACGCAGUCGAUCUUCGCAAAUACAACACGCCUCUGCCAAAGCCUUACCGCCUGCCUUUAUCGGCCCAAAUCAAAAAGUACUAGUCUCUUUAUCAGGUCCCCAUGGUACAGACAUUGUCGGCGCUGUGCUGUCUUGUUUGGCUCGUCAUCCAUGUGAUAUUGACGAUGUAAUGCUAUCUCGUCUCUACCACCAAGUUACAUUUGGUGUGCUGAUAACAUUGCAAGAGGAUAACGUAGCGAUGUUUCGGGACUUAGCUGAGGCUGCUAAAAAAUGGGAUGCAAUUUUAACAUAUGAUAUACCAGAUUCUCAAGCCAUAGAACCUGUUGUACGCCAUCAAUCAAGUGAUCGACAAACAGCUGAUCCGAAAUCAGCAUCGACAGUUUUGGAGAAACCUUUGUCACCUAUUUACACUGUUCCUUCUUCGUUGGAAGAAGCACCUUACUCACAACGUGUCAAGUAUGCUGCAACACUUUUCAAUCAAAAUGGCCUUUCUGCUGCAUUUUUGAACAAUUUUACAUUGCUAUUAUUGAAACAUCGUAUUUCAAUUGAGAAAUGGACACGCCUCAACAAACCAUCCUUAUUAUCUUGUGUUGAUUUGCGCCUCAGUGUCCCUCUUGAAACUAUUAUGGAUAAUUUACGUAGUGAACUCAUUGAGCUGUCCACUCGUGAAGGAACUGAUAUUGCAUUUCAAAAAGAUGAUGUGUAUCGUAAGAAUAAAAGAUUGGUGGUCUUUGAUAUGGAUUCAACGCUGAUUUAUCAAGAAGUGAUUGACGAAAUAGCAAGAUAUGCUGGUGUUGUAGAACAAGUUUCAGCGAUCACUGAGUUGGCCAUGAACGGUGAGAUUGACUUUAAAGAAUCUUUAAGACGCCGUGUUGCCCUUCUUGCUGGAACGAGUGUACAAGUGUUGGAGGAGGUUAAGCAAAUUUUGAUAUUCACAGAAGGAGCCAAAUACUUAUGUAGAGCUUUGAAGAAGUUGGGAUUCAAGUUGGCAGUAAUUAGUGGUGGAUUCAUGCCUUUGGCAUCAUACGUAAAAUCAGAAUUAGGAUUAGAUUAUGCCUUCGCCAACCAUCUUGAAGUAUCUGCUGAUGGACUUACACUGACGGGUAGAACGAUUGGCCCCAUUGUGGACGGUAUUCGUAAAGCAGAAUUACUCGAGGUCAUUGCACAAGCGGAAGGGCUUUCUUUGAGGCAAGUGAUUGCCGUGGGCGAUGGUGCCAAUGACUUAUGGAUGUUAAACAAGGCUAGUCUAGGCAUCGCUUUCAAUGCUAAACCUCGGGUACAAGCUCAAGCCAGGGCGCGUAUUAAUCAAAAGAGUUUGAAAUAUGUGUUGACCUUAUUAGGUUAUUCUGACAUUGAUAUGGAAGAAUUGGAAAAGCAAUAA
Molecule: messenger RNA, 1989 nt
Organism: Mycotypha africana
Lineage: Eukaryota; Fungi; Mucoromycota; Mucoromycetes; Mucorales; Mycotyphaceae
Product: HAD-like domain-containing protein
Exons: 2
Coding region: 1-1989 (662 amino acids)
Biological process (GO): dephosphorylation; L-serine biosynthetic process
Cellular component (GO): cytoplasm
Molecular function (GO): magnesium ion binding; L-phosphoserine phosphatase activity
Source: RefSeq, a predicted model, not a curated record